Molecule: messenger RNA, 4920 nt
Organism: Aspergillus brunneoviolaceus CBS 621.78
Lineage: Eukaryota; Fungi; Ascomycota; Eurotiomycetes; Eurotiales; Aspergillaceae
Product: P-loop containing nucleoside triphosphate hydrolase protein
Exons: 8
Biological process (GO): regulatory ncRNA-mediated heterochromatin formation
Cellular component (GO): nucleus; nuclear RNA-directed RNA polymerase complex
Molecular function (GO): zinc ion binding; helicase activity
Source: RefSeq, a predicted model, not a curated record
GAGCCGCUUUCAGCACCGCAGGUCAAAGACAUUCUUGAGAAGGGGCUGUUCAUGGUCGAGCGAAGCUCAGAUGAACGUCAGGAUUUCAUCACAAGUCUUGCGACAGAAGAAGGACUUGCUGUUGUUCGACAAAUCGUUGAGACCGAGUUUGCCAAGUCAUAUAGUGUCCUUGGUCUAAUGUUUCAGGUCCACGGUAUCCUCUUUCUUCAGCUUAUCACGAAUGACAGACUUUUGUCAUCCCUUGCGCUCGAACGUCAAGUGGGAACCAUUUAUAACGUGAUCUAUGGGCCCAGUGGACGUCGUGCUGUUACAUUUUUCACUCAAGUGACAGAGCACGUUAUUCGCAUGAGGCCUGAAUCAAGCACUGCCAAUGAGAGGUCAAUGGGUAAUGACGUGUCUGAAUUCGAAGAAACACUGCUGCUUGUUGCGAAAGCUUUUCUUACCACCUUGACCUUGAACCAAGAGGCUGCCAUUCAAACUGCUUUUGCGCCUAUUGUUGAAAGUCUUUGCACCUGUUAUAAAGACGAAGAUAUCUUCAGUGGCGUUGCCUCUCAUGGCUUGCAGUGGGUCCAUGACAACAUCAUAAAGCUGAAAGAUGUCUUGUCCAUGGGCGAGUCGCUCAAUCGCGCCACAGCCGUAUCUUUUCAUCAUGAUACCCAACACAAGCUACCAAAGGCCAAAGUGUUUCAAGUCGACUUACCAGGCGAGCUAUCUGCUCAUGGGCCUCGACACGACAAUGAUCACGCCUCUAUCCCACACAUCCGCCUGCUCCCAACCAUAAACGAAAUCUUUUCUCUCGAGCGAGCAGAGUUUCUCCCAGCGAGAGAUCCGGUAUUCGAUACAUUGGACCAACAUGAGACUGGUAUUCGUCGGCUUCUCGAUAACCAGUUCCGCCUGCUGCGUGAGGAUACCGCUGGCUUGCUCCGCGACUCAAUUCGGUUGAUUCUGCACAACUGGGAUGUCCUCGUGCACCAGCCAGAUUGGCGCUUGAAGCGAAGGAUCCUUCGUGACAGUGACAUCACGCCUGCGCGUAUCUAUCUUGGGGUGAAUGUCCGGCAGGUCCGAGCGGGUGGAAAGAAAGGCAUUGAAGUUGAUCUCGAAUUUGACCAGCCUUCAAGACUGAAAGCCAUGAGCCCAGCCCGACGCAAGCAAUGGUGGCAGAACUCUCAAGCCUUGAAGGAGAGUCCGGUGGUUCUUGCUCUAGUCGACGGUGAAGAUCACACAAACGUCUCUGUGACUUUCUUCCAGGUUGCUAAGAGAGAUCUAAACCUCAACGCCACUCCACCUGCUUCACGAGAAAAUGUGCCCACACCCGUCCAUGACGACCCAGCGUGGGUAGCAAAUGAGCUUGCGAACACAACAAGCCUCGAUAAGGGUCAGGCGACGGCGUUAGUCUGGGCCCUCCGCCGCGAGAUUGCACUCAUACAGGGACCGCCGGGAACAGGAAAGUCAUACGUCGGAAUACAGCUGGCCAAGUGCCUGUCAUCGAAUAGGGACUUGCUUGACCUUGGUCCGAUAUUAUGUGUAUGUUACACUCCCCACGCGCUCGAUCAAUUUCUGCAAGGUCUCCUCAAUGCAGGAAUUGCAAGCAUCGUGCGCCUUGGCCCGCGAAGCGCAUUCCCACACUUGGAAGCACUAUCUAUCGACAGUUACAAACAGGCUGAUCGAGGGCCAUUUAUCCGAGCUUAUAAUAAUCAGCGGAAUUCCCACCACGAUAAACUCAAGGAAAUUUCGGCGGAACUCGAACAAGUAUGCAGAUCGAUGGAGACCGGUGAUGAUGCUAGUGCUUGGGUGGAGAUCGAUGGGCCGCGUUCUCCCGAAGAACUCUUGCAGGCCGAUGUGUGGACACUCUCGCCGGCAGAACGCAUGCGCUUGCAUGACUUUUGGCAUGAGGGAGCACGCGAUGAACUUCGGAAAGUCUUCUCGUCCUUAGUGAAAGCAUAUUACAGGCAGAAACAGAACUUAACCGCCAUAUAUCACGCGGCCGAAGCUCGCAUGCUGCAAGGAUUCCAAGUCAUAGGUGUCACGACGACGAUGUUGGCGAAUCUCUCGUCCCAAAUUCGUGGCGUUCAGGCUAAAAUCUUGAUUUGCGAGGAGGCUGGAGAGGUACUCGAAUCGCAUGUCCUGACCGCGCUAUUGCCAUCGGUGCAGCAUGCCAUUCUGAUCGGAGACCACCUUCAGCUUCGUCCACGGAUCAGCACCCUCAGACUUUCCAUGAGUUAUGACCGUGAAGGAGCAAAAUACGGCCUCGAUGAAUCACUGUUCGAGCGACUCGCGGAUAGCCAUUUUGGAGGCAAUGAUGGCGACGAAGAACAGACGGGAGGGCGUCGAUUCCCUGUUACGCAGUUGAAUAUCCAGCGACGCAUGCAUCCCUCGGUUGCUAAUCUAGUUCGCGAGACGCUCUAUCCGAAGUUGCAAGAUCACAUUUCCACAACUAUGUAUCCUGCUGUUGCGGGAAUGAAGCACCGACUAUUUUGGCUUGACCAUCGGAAUACAGAAGAUGAUGGUGACCCUUCAGAUCCCAUGCAUAGCAAGACUAAUACAUGGGAAGUUCACAUGGUGAUAUCGCUCGUAAGGCAUCUUCUGAGACAAGGAAAGUAUGGUCCUGGCGAGAUUGCUGUUCUGACACCAUACCCUAGCGGUCGUGGUGAAAGAUGGCUCCAGGGACAACGUGUCGUGAGCAAGGGUAGCUUGCUUGACGCUCUGAGACUGUCAACGGUUGACAAUUUCCAGGGCGAGGAGGCAACCGUUGUUAUUGUUUCCCUGGUCCGAAGCAACAGGUUCAGAAAUUGCGGUUUCCUUAAGUCACCGAACCGCAUCAAUGUUCUACUAAGUCGUGCAAAACAUGGCAUGUACCUCAUUGGCGAUGCAAACACGGCCUCAACAGCGCCGAUGUGGGCGUCUGUCAUCGAGCUGUUCGAAAAGAACGAGCACAUUGGACCGUAUCUCGAGCUCGACUGCGAGCGCCAUCCCCACAAUGCCAUGCAGGUCUCGUGCCCCGAUGACUUCUCCGUCAAGUCCCCGGAGGGUGGUUGCGCGGAGACAUGCGGCUUGCGACUGAACUGCGGGCAUACUUGUGUGGUUAAAUGCCACUCAUCCAAACAGCACAACGCAGUCAAAUGCCUUCAAAAGUGCUAUCGAAUGAGCCGGUGCGGUCAUCCAUGCGCGAAGAAGUGCUACGAGCCAUGUGGCCCAUGUACCGCCCUUGUCUGCAACGUCAUGCUACCUUGUGGACAUAGGAUUGACAAGGUUGAAUGCUCACGCAUGAACAGACUUGACACUGUGCAAUGCACAGCAGAGCUUGAACCGUGUCCUCCGUGCGCAGAGCUAUGUGACUCUGGCUGCGAACACCGCGAAGCUUGCAAGCUCCCCUGUGCCGUUCCAUGUGAAAACAAUCCAUGCAGUCGACGUUGCGAGAAGAGAUUGAAGCCGUGUGGACAUCAGUGCCCGGGAAUGUGUGGAGAGCCAUGUCCACCUUCGCAGUUUUGUCAAAUCUGUGCUCCACACGAAGUCCUGCAACAGCAGGUUGACCUUCUGGAGUUCAAGACCUACAGAGAGAUUGACCUGAAUGCAUCGCCCCUAAUUUUCCUCCCGUGCAACCACUUCUAUACCGUUGCUUCCCUGGAUGGACUUUUAAGUAUGAAUGAUUACUUCAAUAUUGAUGCGUCUACAGGCGAGAUUAUUGGAGCUAAGCCUGCACAUUGGGAGAUGAUGCCCGGGUCGGCGCUGAAGGGCUGCCCAGAGUGCCGCCGCCCCCUCAGAGACAUCAACAGAUACAGUCGUAUCUUGAAAAGAUUUCUGCUGGACGAGUUUACCCGCAAGUUCGUCACGUUGGCCAGUGCACAGCAUGCCGGGCUCGCAGACAAGAUUGUUCGCUUCGAGAAGCAAGUUGACGAUUCGCGGACCGAGUUCCUCAAGUAUUGGAUCCAUGAGGCUGGUGGAUCGAAAAGCAACGACCAAGCCAGAGGCGCAGUACAAGCUUAUCGAGGUGCAGGGAUUGGCCUGGUAAAGAAGGUGAAGGAAUACGUCAAGUCUGUUGCGACCGCGGAACAGCCGCUAGGCAAGUUGAACGACAUGCUCGCGUCUGCCAUUUCACGCCAAAACGAAACUACAAGCACAAAGCCCAUCGCUAAUAAAUCCGCCAUACAAACUGGGUUCGGCCUGCGUGGGCAGGUCCUCGGGCUCAGACUCGGCUGGGUCGUACUCCGCGAUUGGGAUCACAUUUGCAGCAACCGGAACGUGGAUCACCGCAUCCGUAAUAACCUAGUCCAACUGACGGCCAGUCACAUCAAGUCUCUGAUUGAAAAGUGUCUUUCGCUGAAGCAGACCACGAUGAAGGCUAAUCUUCUGCAAGAACGAGUCGAAGUUGGGAUCUACUUUGCUCUGUUUUCCAUGCUUUCGUUGAGCAACAUGCGGGCACUCGGCAAGACUGUUGAGUUGGACACCGAGAACAAGACCCGCCAGCGUGCCCAAGACGACCUUGCGUUCUGUGAGAGAUUGUGCACCAAGUUGCCGAAGCUCUUGGGCUAUCUGAUGGAGGAUAUCAAAGACGCACGGAGGACUAUCAAUGACGGGACGUUCUAUGCUUUGGUGACCAGCGAGGAGAAACGCCAGGUGUAUAGAGCGAUGGCGGAGCAGUUCGCAGGAACGGGGCACUGGUACUAUUGCCAAAACAAUCACCCAUUCACUAUUGGCGAAUGCGGCAUGCCCAUGGAGGAGGCCCGAUGUCCCCAGUGCGAGGCCCCAGUUGGAGGGUUGAACCAUCAGCUCGCUGAAGGCGCGAGACCAGCCGAGGAUAUGAACCGGGAAUUUGGCGAGACAGAGCUCACCGAGCAGGACAUCAGGGAAGGGAUGAUAAUGGAGGAGCUGAGAGAAGAAAUGGUGGCCGGUGGAGUGGAAGGAGAUCUGAUCGAGAUGUAA